AUGGCAUUCGGUGAUAAAAAUAUACCUUGUAAAUUCUUUCAGCAAGGUAAUUGUAAAUUUGGUAAUUCAUGUAAAUAUGCACAUGUAUACGUUAACAACAAUAACAAUAAUAGCAUGAAUAAAAACAAUAAUAAUAAUAACAUGAAUAAUGGCUUUAAUAAUUCAUUUAAUUCAUUUGGAAAUUUGGCAUUUGGUUCAACUGGAUUUGGAAAUAAUAGUAAUAGUAAUAAUACAAAUUCAGCUUUUGGUACUCCAGGAUUUGGAAGUUCUAAUAUGAAUAAUAACAGUAACAAUCAAUUUGGGAAUAAUGUAUUUGGAAAACCAGUUUUUGGUUCAAGUGGAUUCGGAUCAAACAAUACAUUUAACAAUAAUGGCAAUAACAAUAGCUUCACUAACUCUAAUAAUACUAGUAGUGCUUUUGGUGCACCUUCUUUUAAUACAAAUACCUUUGGUAGUAAUAGUAACUCAGCAUUUAUGUCUAAUAGUGCAACUAAUAAUAAUAAUAGCAGUUCAACAAAUAGUGUAUUUGGUCAACCAGCUUUUAAUAAUAAUUCUGUAUUUGGAUCAUCAACAUUCGGAAAUAAUAGUAUGAAUAAUAAUAAUAAUAUAUCAAUGACUUCUCCAUUUGCUAAUAUACAAAAUAAUAACAACAAUAAUAUGAAUCCUUUAGCGUUUGGUAGUUUUCAAAAUAACAAUAACAAUAGUAAUAAUUCUACAACACAGUCAAUAUUCGGACAGACACAAACAACACCGAUGUUUGGUUCAACAGGAUUUGGUGCCAAUGCAAAUACUGUCAAUCCUUUCACAACUAAACAAACCACAGUAUCUAAUUCCAUCUUUGGUCAAAACGCCACUAAUACUAAUAUUAAAAACUCUAGUAUGAACUCCUCACCAUUCAGUCAAUUACAGAAUAAUAACAAUACGACAGCAAAUAAAAUAGGUUCUGUGUUUGGCACAAAUGGAUCACAAUCGCAAACAAAUAUAGGUUCAUUUAGUAAUAUACCAAAUAACAAUAACAAUAAUGCUAAUAAUUUUACUAAUAUAGCAGCCACUAAUAAUAAUGUAAAAUCUGUUUUUGGGGCAUCUACAGGACCAUCAACUUUUGGUACUCUACAAAAAGCAACCAACCAAAAUUUAACAACGGAUAGUAAGAGCAGUAUUAACAAUAACAAUAGUGGUGCUAUGAAUAUUUUUAGUAAUCAAUCCAAUAGUAACAAUGUAAAAUCAAAAACUUCAACAAACACUCCUAAUUUAUUUGGACAACAAAAAGAUGAAUCAAAAUUUACAAACAAUUCAUUUGGCAAAACCCCUGAUAUGCAACCCAAGACUACAAAAACCAUUGAUAAAACAAUCAAUCAAGUAAAUCUUGACAAUAUAUCAAAUCCUAUGAUAUCGGAUGCUGUUAAAGAUUUAGACGAAUCUAUAAUAAAAGCAUUCCAAAGUCCUAUAUUUACUUUAGGUAAUGUACCUGAUUUUCCACCACCUCCAGAAUUAAUUGUAAACCUUUAA
This is a messenger RNA of Arxiozyma heterogenica, 1509 nucleotides long. It is a transcript of the gene NUP42, whose product is annotated as FG-nucleoporin NUP42. The record is from RefSeq and is a predicted model, not a curated record. Gene Ontology annotation, molecular function: metal ion binding. The transcript has a single exon. The coding region runs from base 1 to 1509 and encodes 502 amino acids. NCBI's taxonomy places the organism in Eukaryota, Fungi, Ascomycota, Saccharomycetes, Saccharomycetales, Saccharomycetaceae.